Aplosporella prunicola CBS 121167 is the source of this 915-nucleotide messenger RNA. RefSeq lists its product as uncharacterized. Lineage: Eukaryota; Fungi; Ascomycota; Dothideomycetes; Botryosphaeriales; Aplosporellaceae. Gene Ontology annotation, molecular function: NADP binding; 2-dehydropantoate 2-reductase activity. The coding region runs from base 1 to 915 and encodes 304 amino acids. The record is from RefSeq and is a predicted model, not a curated record. Gene Ontology annotation, cellular component: mitochondrion; cytoplasm. The transcript is spliced from 3 exons.
AUGGUAUACUGCUUAGCCGAUAUGCCUUCUAGACCUUAUACAACGUUGAUACUGCAUCGGCCUUCGCUCUACGAUGCCUUCAGGAAAAACAAUAAGAAAAUCAGCAUAACUAUAAUAAAGCAGACGCAAGAGUACGGGGGACCUAACGCUAAAGGAUUUAACGCGGAAGGAUUUAACGCGGAAGGAUUUAACGCCGAAAAAGACACCACCAACGAACCGAUCCGCCAGCUAGUAGUAGCUACCAAAACGAUCUACACAGUCGGGGUCCUUAAGCCGUUGCAAAGCCGGAUUACCCCUAAAACCACUAUCCUUUUCAUGCAAAACGGCAUGGGCAUAGUCGAAGAAGUCAACCAAUCCCUGUUCACUAAUCCUAUAUCUCGGCCAAAAUACCUCCUCGGAGCCAUCUCGCACGGUGUUAGCCGCGACGCGCCGUUCCGGAUCACGCACACGGGCUUCGCUACCGCAUCCGUAGGGCCAUCUUCAUCCCGGCCUAAAGAACAGGGCAGCGAUUACCUGCUCCGCACGCUACCGCAGAGCCCGCUCCUAAACGCUACUGCUUACUCCUACGAGGAUGUCUUGCAAAUGCAGUUGGAGAAACUUAUUGUCAACUCCUAUUGCAACUCGGUCUGCGCUUUACACGAUUCGAAAAACGGGAUUUUGCUCGGAGAGACGCAUCGGAAGCUAAAACUUAACCUUUUUGCUGAGGACCGAUUUGGCAUGGAGAGAUUAGAGGCGACGGCCGAUGGAAUUUUGGAGAAAAUGCGCAAUACGACUUGCUCGAUGGUGUGGGAUCUAAGGGCUAAAAGAGAGACAGAGAUUGCGUUCAUCAAUAGGUAUUGGGUGAAGAAGGGCGUUAAACUGGGCGUUGAUACGCUUGUGAAUAACAUGCUGGUACAGCGCAUCCAAGAGAUAUAA